UUUUAUUGCUACAGAUGAGGAGCCUCCUGAAGGGUGGCUAGAGCCUCUGUAUUGCUCUCAGAAUGCAGGGGCUUCAAGUUCUUCGGAACGUUUGGAGCAAACGGACACAGGUUUGCUCUGUGAAAGCCAAGGAGAGAUGCCAGAGACACUUCACACGGAGACAGUUCCAGACAAUAGAAAUAAUGAUUUAAUCGACGAGAUAAAAGCUCGUCUCAUAGAUUUUUCAAAUAAAUCCCCUGAGGAAAUGAGGAAAGGCCUUGAAGUCAUGUGCGAAAAAUUGAGAAAGCUUGCAUCUUAUUUGGCAAAUUUUGGUGAAGGAAAAUCUAGAAAAAAUCGCGGUAACUAUAUUCCCGUUCAGUCCACUGCAAUAAGCAGAAGAAAAAACAAGUUGGCAGGUCGCAGAUGUCAUCCGGGGGGAAGACAAAGACCACACUCUAAGCAAAGCGAGGAAUUUGUAAAGACAGUAGAAAUUUCUGAAAUGGCUACCUUUCCACCACCAGCUACGCAGUCAUCCCAGUCAGCUUCAGACUUUUGAAGGUGCGCGACUGUUUACUGCAGCAUAGUGUGUAGGAUUUUCUUAAUCUGAGAUCCAACGUAAUGGAACUAUUAAGGGAAUGAUUGUACUCAGACCAAACUUACUAUUGAAAUAUAGAAGUUCUUCUUUAAAUUGGGAUAUCCCAACAAUGUGGAUACUUAUUGUGUAUGUUGCACAAGUUUCUGGGAAAUGUG
Molecule: messenger RNA, 729 nt
Organism: Schistocerca nitens (vagrant locust)
Lineage: Eukaryota; Metazoa; Arthropoda; Insecta; Orthoptera; Acrididae
Exons: 5
Coding region: 137-535 (132 amino acids)
Source: RefSeq, a predicted model, not a curated record